GCACCUUAUCUGAAAAUGUGUAGGAUCAACAAAAACAAUCUUAAGCAAUGAAUAAUGAAGGGCGUGCUCCGUAUGUCCCUUGAUCUAUCCUUAAACCCCAAAAACAAGGGAGCUAUCAAACAUUCUGUAGUAAGGUAUUAUUAAGGAUGCGUUUCUUGAUAUCCUUCAUAUGCACUGAAAUAGAAAAAUAAAGGGUACUGACCAACAAUUGAAAUUAAGUCCUGUUUCCUAGUGUGAAUCUCGCCUGCCGUUUAUGACAAGAACGUUUGGCCUGCAGACAGCUAGACGUCAUCGUUUUACUGUUGUUGUGGCGCCAGACCGGUGACGCUACGAAGAGUCAGCAAAGUAGGCACUUUACACCUAUUUAAUCAAAAGGUGAAACGAGAUAUUUUAAAAACAAUCAAAUCGAUUAUUUUUACAACCCAGGAAAUGGCCGUUCCUGCUGUCCCAACCCUGCAACUGAACAACACAGUAAGUCAAAACUCCGCAGAACGUAACAUCCAUAUUGACGAAAGAGAAUUGGAGAACAUCACGAACAACGAUGGAAACGGCACCCUCCCAUUACAUUCUCCGUGGACUUUUUGGCUUGAUAGAUCUUUACCAGGAACAACCGCAGCACAAUGUGAAUCAGGUCUGAAGAAAAUCUACACUGUGCAAACAGUUCAGAGCUUUUGGAGCGUGUACAACAAUAUACCUGGAGUUUCCAGUUUACCACUGAGAUGUAGCUAUCACUUAAUGAGAGGAGAGAGAAGACCACUCUGGGAAGAAGAGAGUAAUGCAAAGGGGGGAGUUUGGAAAAUGAAAGUACCCAAAGAAAGCACUCCUGCUGUAUGGAAGGAGUUACUGUUAGCCACUAUUGGGGAGCAAUUCACUGAUUACUGUGCUGCAGAGGAUGAGGUGGUUGGUGUUAGUGUCAGCAUACGAGACAGAGAAGAUGUUGUUCAAAUCUGGAAUGGAAUUGCCUCUUUUGCUAACGAAGCAAACGUCCUAGGACGGAUCUAUGAACUUCUUCCACAGAUAACUUUUAAGGCAGUAUUUUAUAAGCCACAUGAGGAGCAUCAUGCCUUCGAAGGAGGUCACCCAAGACAUUAGCACUCUUUGCACAUUUUACACUUUGUUGUUUUUGGUCUUCGAAAUGGACUGAAUUGUCCCCUAAUCUGAGCUCUACUGUCUUUUGUAAAUGUGUUAUACAAUUACUUCAGUUUGGGCAGACAGAAAAUAUAAUAGCUGUGGCUUCAUUUUAGGAUGACUAAUAAACAUGUACUUUAGUGUUUGUUUUUUAUACAAAGAUAUUUAGCUAAAACCGAAGAGGACAAUAGUUGAUCAUGUAUAUAUAUAUAUUUUUACCACAUUUGAUCUCAACUGCAAUUUUACCAGAGCCUUUUAUUUGUUAUCAUGGGUUCCAGAUCUCAGAAUAUAUUUUCAGUAUGUAAGGGAUUUACAUUGUUACCUUAUUCUAGAAUGAAUGAAUGAAGAGUCUUUUCCUCAAGACAGUAAUAUUCAUACUGUUUUAUGCAAAAAUGUUGCACAUUCUCAAUGUUUUUUUGUUUGGUAGUUUUUGUUGUUUUUUGGGGUUAGGGGAAAGAAAGCUGUUAACUGUUACUUGUUGUUAGAUUUGUAAAGUGACACCAACUUUUGUACAAAAUCAGAAAAUGGUACUAGAAAAAAAUAUAUGCAGUAGUUUACCCAGAGUGUUUUUGUAAUAGCGGUGGAUCAUUGAACAAACACACUCAAUAUUGUUUUUUCCGAAACAAGCAUUUUUCAUUUUUACUAUAAUUAACAGGAUCUCUAUUACUGUUUCUUCAGUUCACUGAUGCUAAUUUCUAAGUUGUGCACGUGUUUAUUAUAAGCUCCACAAAAGGGAUUUGAUCAAGAAAUAUUACAUUUCUAUCAUGAAUAUUAUUCUCAUUAAAGUCCUACAAACUUUAAAAGAAACCCUUCUUAAAAUAAAAUGUAUGCUGUAUAAACCGUG
Messenger RNA from Salvelinus namaycush (lake trout), 1972 nucleotides. RefSeq names its product eukaryotic translation initiation factor 4E type 3-like. Gene Ontology annotation, biological process: translational initiation. The transcript has 8 exons. The record is from RefSeq and is a predicted model, not a curated record. The coding region runs from base 430 to 1092 and encodes 220 amino acids. Gene Ontology annotation, cellular component: eukaryotic translation initiation factor 4F complex. NCBI's taxonomy places the organism in Eukaryota, Metazoa, Chordata, Actinopteri, Salmoniformes, Salmonidae. Gene Ontology annotation, molecular function: RNA 7-methylguanosine cap binding; translation initiation factor activity.